AUGAAUUUGAGAAAAAGUUGCUGGGUGAUGGAUGAUAUUGGAGCUUUAGAAAAUGUGAAGGACACCUUGAAGGAAUUGGUCAUGCUUCCUCUUAAAAGGCCUGAACUGUUUUAUAAAGGACAAUUAACUAAGCCAUGUAAGGGAUUAUUGCUUUUCAGGCCCUAUGGUACAGGAAGAACAAUGCUCGCAAAGGCUGUAGCAACUGAAGCUGGAGCGAAUUUUAUAAACAUUUCAAUGUCCAACAUUACUUCCAAGGUUGGUAGUAUGUUAGGGAGAUAUGAAAUCCCCGGUGGGUCUUUUGAUCUUGAUGGAGAAUAUACUGUAGACUGA
Molecule: messenger RNA, 330 nt
Organism: Vicia faba (fava bean)
Lineage: Eukaryota; Viridiplantae; Streptophyta; Magnoliopsida; Fabales; Fabaceae
Source: the annotation of a GenBank genome assembly